Messenger RNA from Dromaius novaehollandiae (emu), 4975 nucleotides. It is a transcript of the gene RADIL, whose product is annotated as Rap associating with DIL domain. Gene Ontology annotation, biological process: signal transduction; substrate adhesion-dependent cell spreading; neural crest cell migration. Gene Ontology annotation, cellular component: microtubule. The coding region runs from base 55 to 3351 and encodes 1098 amino acids. Gene Ontology annotation, molecular function: GTPase binding. The record is from RefSeq and is a predicted model, not a curated record. The transcript is spliced from 15 exons. NCBI's taxonomy places the organism in Eukaryota, Metazoa, Chordata, Aves, Casuariiformes, Dromaiidae.
AGCCCGGCGGGGCGGCGCGGAGCCGGCCCCGCGGAGCGCCGCACGCUGUGUCCCAUGACCACCUCACACACUAUGUUUUAUGGGUCCUCCUCCACCAUGGCUCCACCAUCCAAGAGCAAGCUGAAGCGUCAGAGCCGGAUUUUCUCCCAGGUCCUGUACCGGACGCUGAGCUACAAGGACCGGAGCUCAGCAUCCUCCUUCCCCACGGCCGGCAGCGACGAUCCGGCCGAGCUCUCCACCCAGCUUUCUGCCCCGGGCGUCCUGAAGAUCUUCGGAGGCAACAUCUGCGCGGGCACCAACUACAAGAGCGUGCUGGCGACGGGGAGCUCGGGCGCGCGGGAGCUGGUGAAGGAGGCCUUGGAGCGCUACGGGCUGAGCCAGGUGAACGCGGGCCACUACGUGCUGUGCGACGUCAUCGGGCGGUUUGAGGGCUCCGAAAAGCAGUGGCGAACCGAAGGGCUGAGGGUCCUCGGUGACACCGAGAAGCCGCUCCUCAUCCAGGACCUCUGGAAGCCCAGGGAGGGCUUUUCCCGGCGGCUGGAGCUGCGCAGGAGGGCGGAGGUGGAGGAGCUGGCGUCCAGGGACGUGGACACCACGACCGCAGGCAUCAACGCCCAAGCGCGGAAGCUGCAGCGCAACCGGGCCAAGGGGGCCAUGCGGCUGCCGGCGGGCGCUAAGCGGCCCGGCCCCCCGCCAGCCCUGCGGCGCAGCCUCAGCGAGACCAGCCUGGGCCGCCCGGCACCGCGCCGCGACGACCCGCUCCUUCGCCACUACUCCACGCUGCCCGAGACGCUGCGCGGCGCCGGUGCCGGCCCGCGGGACGGCAGCGUCCGCUUCUCCCUCUACCAGUGCCCCCACCUCCUGCUCCUGCAGGGCUACAGCCAGCAGCAUGACAGCCUGGUGUACCUGCUGAACCGCGAGCAGCACACGGUGGGGCAGCGGACGGCGGCCAGCAGCCCCAGCAUCGCCCUGUGCGCCCCCGACAUCCUGCCGCUGCACUGCACCGUGCGGCGGCUCCCGGCAGCCCGCCGGCACCCGGACCACCGCCUGCUCCUGGAGCCCGGCGCCGGUGCCGCCGUGGCCCUCAACUUCCGCGAGGCGCCGGGCCCCGUGCCGCUGCGCCACGGCGACCUGCUCGCCCUCGGCCGCUACUACCUGCUGCUCUACAAGGACCCCGGCGAGGCGCAGCUGCUGCCCGCCCCGGCGCUGGCCCGGCUGCAAGCGCUGCAAGGUGCCGCCGCUCCCGCUCCCGCGCUCUGCGCCGGCUGCGGCGGCCGCCUCGGCCCCCGGCGCCCCCCCGACGCCCCCCCGGCACCGCGCCGCCGGCCGCUGCUGGAGUUCGAGCGCGGCGCCGAGGACGCGCUGCUGAGCCGCAUCCUGAGCCUCGUCGAGCCGGCGGGCGACGACCACAAGCUGACGCCCGCCUUCCUGCUGUGCCUCUGCGUGCAGCACUCGGCCACCGCCUUCGCGCCGGGAGACUUCGGGCAGCUGCUGCUCAAGGCGGCCAAGAUGAUCCAGCGGACGGUGCGGGAGAAGACGAAAGAGCUGGCGGAGAAGCAGUCCCAGCACCAGGAUCCCGCGUCCCUGUCCCACUUUGCCGUCACGGACCUGCUGCCAGACCUGCAGCACAUCCUCUUCUGGAUGUCCAACGCCAUCGAGAUCCUCUACUUCGUGCAGCAGAAGUCGCCCACCUACAUCCAGAGCAUGGAGGAGGAGCUGGACGUCAAGGGGUCCAAGGAGUCUCUGUUCUCCUCGACCAUCACAGCCAGCGAGGAGGCGAUGACGGUGCUGGAGGAGGUCAUCAUGUACACGUUUCAGCAGUGCGUCUACUACAUCUCCAAGUGUCUGUACGUGUCGCUCCCCGCGCUGCUGGAGUGCAACCCCUUCCAGAACGAGGGCCGCGAGACGUGGCGGACGGCCCCCGCGCUGCCCGACGAGCUGCGCAGGGUGGUGCUCAUCUACCAGGCCACGCUGGACCUGCUGCGCCAGUACGAGGUGCACCCGGAGAUCACCUCGCAGAUGUUCGCCUACCUCUUCUUCUUCUCCAACACCCUGCUCUUCAACCAGCUCCUGGACAAGGGCUCCUCUCUCGGCUGCUUCCACUGGUCCAAGGGCGUGCGGCUGCGGGCCUGCGUGCGGCUGCUGCUGGAGUGGCUGCGCGGUGCCGGCUUCGAGCAGCUGGCCCGGCAGUUCUUCGCCAAGCUGGCCGGCGCGGCCGACCUGCUGGCCAUGCCGGGCUCCCAGCUGCUGCAGAUGUCGUGGCCGUGCCUGCGAGCCGAGUUCCCCGCGCUGAGCCCCGCGCAGCUCCGGCGCCUGCUGAGCCAGUGCCAGGCGGCGAUGGACGUGGGUCGCGUGGCGGCGUGGCAGCCCGCCGGGGAGGAGAGCGCGGCCGCCCUCCGGCACGAUGAGGUGCUGGAGUCCUUCGAUAACCACCCGCCCAUCAUCCUGCCCAGCAGCGGCUUCAGGGUGGACCUGGAGGUGGAGACGCUGGACGACAACAUCUACCGGCACCUCCUCUACAUCCGCCACUUCCUCUGGAGCCUGCAGAGCAAGAGCCCCCACGGCAGCGACGGGCCGGGCCCGGCCCCCGCCAAGAAAGAAGCACCCACCGCGUUCGAUGUCCCGGAGGUGCGCGAGAGCCCCGUCCCGGCCCCGGGAAGCACCCCGGCCCCUGUGGCCUGCUGCUCCCCGGGCGGCUGCGCAGAGCUGGAGGCGGACGGGGCCCCUCGCCACGAGCGCCCCGGCAGCGAGCUGCAGCUCCAGGAGAAGCUCCAGCAGCUGCAGCUGGGGCGAAGCGCGGCCUCGAAGGCCGGCACGCUGCCCGCGGACCCCUCCUGCCUGCUGACACCCCCCACCACCCCGCUGAACUUCGACUCCGGCAGCCUGGAGUCCCCCCCGGGCGCCAGCCUCCAGGACCCACGCAGGAAUGGGCUGAACGGCACCAAAGCUGGCACUCCUGAAGGAUGCUCCCCGACGCCCUACGACUACCCCACGCCGGCAUCCUCCAGCCGCAGCUCUGCCACCGAUGACUUCUGCUACGUCUUUGUGGUGGAGCUGGAGAGGAGCCCCAUGGGGCUGGGGAUGGGACUGAUCGACGGCUUGCACACUCCUCUGAGCUCGCCGGGCAUCUACAUCCGCACCCUCGUCCAGGACAGCCCCGCGGCCGCCGACGGCAGGCUCUCCAUCGGGGACCGCAUCCUGGCCGUCAACGGCACCAGUCUCAUCGGGGCAGACUACCAGAGUGCGGUGGACCUCAUCCGCUCCGGAGGGAAGAAGUUGCGGUUCCUGGUUGCCAAGUCAGACAUGGAAAUAGCCAAAAAAAUCAGUUCCAGCUCCUCUUCUUCCUCUUAGUUCUCGUGGCAUGAGGGUUGUUCUGCAGCAGUUUCGGGGUGCAGCUCUGGUUAAGGCUGACCUCUUGGAGCCUGGAGCACCAGAGGGAGAACCUGGACUCCACUACUGCCCUCGACUUGCUUUUCAGCAUCCUGCCCUGUGCUGCAGCAUAUGGAAGGAGAUGCAAGGGUGGCACAAGCUUCUCCCACUGCACUGGCUGGGAGCACCACUCCCUAAUCCAUUGUCCGGCCUCACCUUAUACCCUGUGUCUUCCUUCUCAGGAGUUUUCCCACUCUUGCAUUCCUCUUGGCAGAGGGCAGGAAGGGGAUGCCAUCCCAUGGAGGCUGUGAGCAGGCUCCUCCAUUCCUCUAGGCUGACAGCCCUGCAUGAUCUUUCUCAUUCUGGCACAGGUUUUGGGGAGAGACUUCCAGCUCUCCCAUUACUCCUUAAUGCUGGCAGAUGAAAGGCUUGAAACACCCUUGCGAUUUAAAGAUUUGCAUGCGGGCCAGGCCUGGGCUUCACUGCGACAACGGCCACCUGAGGCUCCGGCAAGUCAGGCUGGGAAAGGGGCGGUCAGAGCAGGUGCCCAGCUCUGCGGGCGGCAAACACAGCACAAGCAUCCAGGAGUGGUGGCCGUGCAGUGCAGUACCAUGGCGCAGCACAGGAUCCCAAGCAGGAUGCCUUUGCAAGGAGUUAAGGCCCCUGGUGCUGUCCCCUAAGUCAGGAGUCCUAGUGUAGUGCCUUACUGCUGCUGGGCCACCAUCAUGCUGCCCCAGCCCUGCUUCAGGAUGGAAAACAGCUACAGCAGCGGGCUGACACCACCAGCAAGUCCCUGCAAGUCCUGGGGGAAGAGCCUCCAUGAAAAGAGCUCUCCCUUCCUUAUGCAGCAGGUUUACUGCCCAGCUCUGGCACCACACUCCUGGCAGCAGACCCCCAACUCCCCUUCCCAGGGCCAGCCCAGCAGGGCACUGCAUGAUGCUUCUGCGCCUGCUCCAGCCCUUGUAUCCUGGGACCGGAGGGUCUGUGCCUGCUGCCACCAGUGACCUGACUGAACACGGCAGCGUGCGGUGCCAAACUGGAGGUGUGGCUGAUGCUAGCCCACACAGGCCAAUGACAUCUUGGCACCAUGUCCUGGUCCUCUCCCUCCAGCUCUCCCCGGCCAUCGCAAGGCCAUCCUGUUUCCUGCCUAGCUCAGAGCAUCUCAGGAGUGCUUGCUGCUGACAUGCCGACAGGCGAUGACAGACAGCAAAGGCUCCCUUUCGAAGGUCACUCUUAGAAGUCCCACAAACAGCUCCGCUAUCUGCUGCCAACAGAAAUGGUGUCAGCAGAGCUGAGGUGGCAGCUCCACCGUGCGGCUGGCUGGUCCCCUGCACACAGAGCCUCCUGCAGACUAUGCCUGAUGAGCCCUGUCUGUGCUUUUAGCAACAUUAACGGGAUAAACCUGACCUGAUUUCCACAUAUAGACAGAUAUUGAGACCCAGUUUAGCUGAACCCUAUUAAAAUGGACUGCCACAAAGCCCUACGUUACAUCCUGCACUUAACAAGCCAGCAUGGUCCAGGCUCUGGCAGCAGAUUAGAUGUUAACAUGUCAUUUCACAACAGCAAUUCUCCAAGAACUGUGAUGCUAAAAAGGAGGCACUUAACA